Messenger RNA from Manduca sexta (tobacco hornworm), 3655 nucleotides. Its product is annotated as membrane alanyl aminopeptidase-like. The transcript is spliced from 15 exons. The coding region runs from base 121 to 2904 and encodes 927 amino acids. Gene Ontology annotation, cellular component: cytoplasm. NCBI's taxonomy places the organism in Eukaryota, Metazoa, Arthropoda, Insecta, Lepidoptera, Sphingidae. Gene Ontology annotation, molecular function: metalloaminopeptidase activity; zinc ion binding; peptide binding. The record is from RefSeq and is a predicted model, not a curated record. Gene Ontology annotation, biological process: peptide catabolic process; proteolysis.
AAUUUGUUAAAAAUAAAGCAAACAUAUUUGAGAUAUGUAGUAACCAAUACUGGGGACAUAGUGGAGUUAUCACGCUAUCUCUUUUUCACGUACCCAGUAUUAUGGCCGGUUAGCCUCGCAAUGUACAUAAUAUUAUUAGCUGCAUUGUGCGCGCAUGCGGUGCACGCUGACGAAAACUACAGACUUAACACACCGGUAGUACCAUCAGCUUAUGAGAUUACCAUUACCCCAUACUUUGACACUGGCGAUGACAAUGCUUUCACAUUUGACGGAGAAGUAGCUAUUACUUUGAAAACUACAGCACCAACAAGAGUAAUAAAAUUACAUUCAGAAGAUUUAAUAUACUCUGCAGAUAAUGUAACUGUAUCAAGAAACGGUGUGCAGUUACCAUUGGAUCAAACAAAUCCUUUAAAUUUUAACACAAACUACACAUUCGCUUUCAUAAAUCUGCAAAACGAAUUAGAGGCGAAUGACAAUUACAUUUUACGCAUCUUGUAUAGAGGUCCUAUACGGUCGGACCUUAAUGGAUUCUACAGGAAUGAUUACAUUGAAAAUGGAGUCAAAAAAUGGCUUGGCGCUACCCAAAUGGAACCGACACAUGCAAGAAAAGCUUUCCCUUGUUUCGACGAACCGGGUCUUAAGGCUGUCUUUACAUUGAACAUCGAUCGCCCCCAACAUUAUGAGCCUUCUUUGACCAACACGAAGAUUCAGAAUACAACUAAUAUGUCUAAUGGCUACGUCAGAGAAAGAUUCUAUCCAACGCCCAUUAUGUCAACAUAUCUUGUAGCCUUCAUGGUGUCGGAGUUCAAAGCAGCCCGCGCUAACAGCGACAAGAGUUUCGGAAUCUAUACCAGACCAGAAGCAGUUAACCAAAGCCAAUAUGCUUACGAUUUUGGCAUUAAAGUUGUGGAUGCCUUAAGUAAUUACUUUGGAAUUGGUUAUUAUUCUACAAAUAGCAAUCUCAAGUUGGAUCACGUUGCAUUGCCUGACUUUAGGGCUGGCGCUAUGGAGAACUGGGGCUUGGUUAAAUAUAGGGAAGCCUUGAUUUUAUACAACGAAGGAGAAUCUACGCCUUAUUACAAGUACAGAGUGGCACAAAUUAUCGCGCACGAGACGACGCACAUGUGGUUUGGAAACCUUGUAACUUGCCACUGGUGGAGCAACACCUGGCUUAAUGAGGGCUUCGCUAAUUACUUCCAGGACUAUAUUACAAUUUAUGUAGAUCCCGACGUAGCAUCAGACAAUCAACUUGUAAUAGGAUCAGUAUAUUCUGCAUAUGACGCGGACAGCUCUCCAAACUCGGCUCCGAUCACGAACGUCAAUGUGAAUUCUCCAGCAGAGAUCAGCGGCCAUUUUGGCACAAUCACUUACCAAAAGGCUGGAUCUGUUAUUAGAAUGAUGCAUCAUCUUAUGGGUGAUGACGCUUUUAAGCGUGGAUUGAACGUUUAUUUAAACAACAACCGAUUCGGUUCCGGAUAUCCGAGAUUAAUGUACUCGGCACUUGAAGAAGGUGUUGCUCAUGCUAACCAGGCAAUGUCUGCUUACCCAAACCUCAAUGUCACUGAUAUAAUGGCGUCGUGGAUAUCACAACCUGGUCAUCCUCUACUCACAGUCAAUAUCAAUUAUAACACCAGAGUUGCCUCUUUGCAUCAGAAACGUUACUACGCUAACUCAUCGAUCUCAUCUGAGGAGGUUUACAUGAUACCAAUAAGUUAUACGACAGAAAAUUCUGCUAACUUUAAUGAUACAAAGCCUGCUUUCAUCAUGAGCGGUAGAACACAUGAAGUCAAUAUUGAAAAUCUGAUUGAUUCAAAUUGGGUUAUAUUUAACGUUCAAGAAACAGGACUUUACAGAGUCAACUACGAUGACCACUCCUGGCAAAUAAUAACUGAAGCUCUCAAAAGUUCUAGAAGAGAAAGUAUCCACUAUCUGAAUCGUGCUAAGAUUGUAAAUGAUCUUUUCGCCUUAUUCUAUGCGGAUGAGGUAGAAUUCAUACGUUUGAACCAGACGCUUCAAUUUUUGAAAAAUGAAGAUAGUUAUUCAGUUUGGUACGCUGCUAUCCGUGGCUUUAAUCGGCUGAGGAACAGUUUCUUGGGAGACAGCUUGUUGAAAUACAUUGACAGAACUGCCCUAGGACUGGUAGAAAAUAUUAUAAACAAAUUGGGAUAUGAAGAAAGAGCGUCCGACGACUUUGAAACUUUAAGAAAUCGCAUGCAAAUACUGGAAUUUGCCUGCAAGAUCGGUCACCAAGGAUGUAUUGACAAUACCGUUGCACUAUUUAGAAAUUUCAAAAACAACGGUGUGAGUAUAUCACCAAGCUUGCGCCCGGUAGCGUAUUGCAGUGGAUUGCGUUUUGGAAAUGGUUUAGACUACGAAUUUUUGUGGAGAAGGAUGUCGACUACCAACAUAGCCAACGAAGCCAGGUUAAUUGGAGAAGCUCUUGGGUGUUCCACUGACGAGCCUAGCCUGCGAAAAUAUUUACUCUCAAUGAGGGAAGAAAAUAGCCCGAUCAAAAUACAGGACCUAACUGUGCCGUUAACCGGCGUACUUUCAAACUACAGUCACUUGCACAUAGUCAUGGAUGAAUUGCAACAUAACUACACUCUUUGGAGCACCAUAUACCCUUCGAUGGACUCUAUAGUGUCCACAGUUGCAUCUGCCUUGCAUACGUCCUACGAUUUCAUCGACUUUGCAGACUGGCUGCAAUCGUGCCAGGAGUGCAGUAAUCAGACCAAGAUGGCGGGCAUGAAUGCCAUGGCGCAGGCGCAGGCGGCUCGCUCUUGGGCAAGCGAACACAGACAGAUGAUCCUGGACGUCUUGAAAAGUUUCUCGACGACGCUAGCUCCAUCUUUGAUGAUGAUUGUCACCGGGGUCGCGGUGUACUUAAACAGACUAUUGAUGUAAGGUCUGCUGCGGAAAAUGUUGAUGGUAUUUGAAUUGCGAAAGACACUAUGACCGGAAAUAUUAAGUUAUAGGAAAAAUGUAUUAGAUUUUUCAGACAUUUUGAUUUGUUUUUUGUUUAGCACAGCAACGUGAUUGUAACUGAACAGUGUAGUUCAAAUACCUUUAUACCAGUCAAGAGAAUUAUGCCGGCCUUCCUUGUGACGGUGUAGUUUAAAUUCAUUUUGUUACAUUGAUAAACCUAAAUGAUUUCUUAUUUACGAAUUCAUAAAAAAAUAAUUGCAUAGAUUUUUUUAUAGUUAUUAAUUAUUUUUAUGACUAUCGAAUAAGCAGAAAGAGACACCUGAAAAACAAAUGUAUAUUUUAUAUAUUGUAUUAUAGGUUUAAGAAAAUGGAAGAGAUGUCACUCCACUAUUAAUUAGCCUAUUUUAUUUUUAAGUAUUUUAAAGUGCUAAGCCAGAUGCCAAUGAUAUCUAUAAAGUUACUUAGACUUUGCAAGUAAAAAAGGUUUUAAUACUUAGCCUUACUUAACCAUAAAUCAAAAUAAUUUCAAAAGUUGCUUUAUACGUCAUCAUCAUUAACAUCAUCAGCCGCAGGAUGUCCACUGCUGAACAUGGGCCUCCCCGAAAAAUUUUCAGAUCGCCCUAUAGGAAGCGGCCCGAAUCCUAUUUAUACAUCACAUUGGUUAUAAUUAUAUAGGGUAAUCUUGACAUUGCUAUACUAAUAAACAUAUAUUCGGCUUUACCUCUGCUAA